AUGCACUCGCCCAAGGUUCUAAACAUGGAAUCCGUGGCGGUGUACCGCCUCAUUCAAAAAGACUUAAAGCGGGCUGAUGAUGGAGUUAAUUUGAUAACGCGAAAUAAGUUUCUGGCGAGUCAUUUACCAGUCUUGAUAGACACCGUGAAGACUCGCAUAACGACAUGCAUGAAGAGAAACAAAUUGACAGAGUUAUGCAGGAUUCUAUACAAGGUUGAAGAAGACACCAAAUCUGCUGCUCUUCCAGUUUCAGUUGAUGUUCCUCCAGUUUCUGCAGUUUCAAAGAUAAAUGGAGGAACAGAUGUUUCACACAAAAAAUAUGUUUGUGGACCUGACCCAGUAGACAUGGGGCAGCUGGAACUUUUCAAAUUGCCUGCUUCUGAACCCGCUUCUGAGGAUCCCCAGAAUGAUUCAGUUACAGAUGUUUCACAUGAAAAAGGGGAUUGUGGACCUGACCCAGUAGACUUGGGGCAGGUGCAAGUUUCAGAAUUGCCUGCUUCUGAGGUUCCCAAGAAUGAUUCAGUUACAGAUGUUUCACAUGAAAAAGGGGAUUGUGGACCUGACCCAGUAGACUUGGGGCAGGUGCAAGUUUUGGAAUUGCCUGCUUCUGAGGAUCCCCAGAAUGAUUCAGUUACAGGGGAUUGUGGACCUGACCCAGUAGACGUGGGGCAGGUGCAAGUUUUGGAAUUGCCUGCUUCUGAGGAUCCCAAGAAUGAUUCAGUUACAGGUAUUAAAAGGAGACUACCAAGUGAUGAUGAAGACUGCACCAGAUGCACUGCAGGCAUGGAGCUUGUGAGAUUCUGUUACACGCAACAAUUGGAUUACUGCAGCUCCAACAUGCUGAAGUUGCUGCUUCAUGCAAGUCUCACUGAUUCGACCCUUGAAGGACCCAAUUGUGAAAGGUGUGAGAAGCUACUGGACUUAGUAGUUAAUGUUGAAGAAAUGCAAACAAAGGGGAUGCAAGAUGAAGAAUUGUACAAAAUUGCAAUGAAAACAAAGAAAGCUAUAAUGGUAUCCAUGAAGUGUCCACCCAAGAAAACAGCCAGGCAUGAUUUGAAGUCACUGGGUCCUGUUGCAACCCUCCUUGGGAGGUUUGCAGAAGUGGAUGAAGAAGGGCAAUUUAAACAUCAACCACCCAAGUGCAAGUUAUGCAAGUCUCCAGUUUCUGUUGUUCAAUUUGCUUCCUUCAUGACUUGGGCGUUGAAAGCUCACUACAAGAUGCAUGAUUUAUUGAAAGGGAAAACAGCAGACUAUAAUGGAGUUAACAAUGAUUGGAGGAGCAUAAUGUCCUCCUUUGUUUUUGAUGUUGGAUGCACAGCAUGGUUGCGCUUAGAAAGGAAUAAAGGCCGCCUAUCAGCUUGGUCAAUUCCAAUGAGGUGUGUUCCUGGGGCCUUGAAGUCUUCAGAUUUGAAGUUUCCAAAAGCAACGUACAAAGGAAGUCUGUCGGUGGAGGACAUAACUCCGGAAGAGAAGGUGACAAUAGCAUUGGGAAAGGAUAAGCAGUUAACUGAAUGCGUUAUGAUAGCGUGUAAUGCAUGUCAGGACGGAAGUGACAUGGGCCUCUUUAUAAGAGUUGAUGACCUAGAUUGCCUCAUACAGAGGAUGCAAAUGUACUGCAAGAACCUUGCUAGGCGUUCUCUUGUGCAAAAAGCUGGAACACCACAGGAAAAGAGAAAUUUGGAACCUUCAGGAAUAAUUGGGAAGGGGAUAUUCUACAACAUCCUUGCAAGAUUGCUCUUUCCAGCUGAUUCCUGCACUGGGAUUCUGAAGUACAGCACUUACUCAGGGACUAACAACAAGAAGAGGCUAAAUACAUCAGGAUCGUGUGAUGAAGAUGAGGAAGAUAAUGGCAAAGAAGUUGAAGAAAGUUCGUUUGUCACAUUCCAAUUUGAUUGCAUGUUUGGGCUGUCGCCAGAUGGUAUAAGGUCACCAUUUGUUCCUGGUUUAUUGCGUUCAAUCCUUUGGGAGGAGAUACAAAAGCUGAAACAGCAUUCAAGUGACAAAUUAGAGGAAGUUCUCAAAGAAGUCAUACGCAAGGAUACCUCUUCAUUUGUGAAUGAAUUGUACAUUGGCAUUGUGUCAUUCAAGAAAUGGAUCAAAACUUGCUAUGAGAAACAGAUGAGAACCAUCAUUGGAAACUACAUGCAAGAAAUUGGUGGUGUAUCUAAGGAAUAUGCAAGUUUCCAAAUAUGGCUGAAUGACGUUUACUACCAGCAUUAUGCAAUUUGGCCAGAUGUUUUUGCAAUUAAUGCUGCUACUGAGUUAAAAGCAAUGAAAGAAUUGGGAACACUGUAUUUACCAGAAAGUACAGUGUUGCAUGUUAGGUCGGAGGGCAAGAAGAUGAGCAUUCAAUGUAUUGGCUUCCGGAUCACUUGCACGUAUCCUGACAACAUCAUUGUUCUUCGCAAGUUGGGAAAAGCAAACACAUUGAAGCACUUUUAUCCUGCUAUUCUAACGGAUUUUGGCAGGCACUUCAAGAAUGAGGAGCUGUUCUUGAAGGUGAAAAAAUUCAAGACUGUGAAACCAGCUCAGCACAAGUGGUUUUCAAGGGAUGCUCAAUACCCUGGUUUUGAUUGUGUUGGUUGUUAUGAAAAUUUGAUACACACAUGGUCUUGGAGCUGGGAUCCCAAGAAGUCUAAGUACAGUGACAUUGUUGCUUUUGAUGUGGAUGAGGAUGGAAAAGUUACAUACAACAUCCGAGAACCUGCGUAUGAAGAAGCUAUGCCAAUUUUCUUAGCAGUGACAAUCCUUGAUGGUGGUGAAGAACAUAAAAAGUACCUUGAGAAUGCCACCACUGAGGAACACUUGACAAAAUUGUGGAAUGAUGCAGAGAGGAAUAGAAAUGCAGUAUUUGGGACCCAAUCUGGUCCCUCUAAUGUGUUCAAAACAUCUACACCAAAAAGAAGCGAAGAUGCAGUGGAAGUGCAGUCCUUGUAUAACACCAAUCCAUGCUCCAGCUUUGUACAGGACCACAGCAUUGUUGGGCAAAGUGACACUUUAGAAGCUACGGUCACACCAACAGCCUUGUCAAGGACAUUAUCUAACACUAGCAAUGUUACUUUCCCUGGAGUAUGCAAUUCAUCAAAUGAUGAGGCAUUUGAAGAAGUGGUGCUAAGAAGCUUCACAAUUACGACAGAUGACAGGAACAACUCAGAUUUCCAAGAUUCUGCAGCAUCACAGGAAUUACAAGAUGAAAGUAGUGAGGUUUUGUACAUGGACUUGCUUGGACCUCCACCAGAGUUUGCAAAUGAAGGUGCUGGACAACCAGGGAAUGCAAGAAAAAAUAGAGAACCAACCAUCAUCAGGACACUUGAAGAAAGAGAUCAGCAGGUGUGGACACCAAUACAAGAUGAUGCGAAAAGACAGGACUAUGACUACAAACCCCUCAAUCUGGAAAAGCGUCGAAUCAAUGAAAAUCUCCGAAUUUCCUCUGAGCAAGACAGAAGCACUCCGCACAUCUUCCUUACUCUCUUGCAAAACAUGCUUCGCAAUUUGACGAUCUUUGCCGAACGUCCAGCCAUUGGCUACCUGUGGGAGAUUCCGGAGAUGGGGAUCCCCAGAUUGGAUCCUCCUCUCUAUUAUGAAAAUAUGAAUUAA
Notodromas monacha is the source of this 3597-nucleotide messenger RNA. NCBI's taxonomy places the organism in Eukaryota, Metazoa, Arthropoda, Ostracoda, Podocopida, Cyprididae. The record is from the annotation of a GenBank genome assembly.